AUGGUGGAGGACAGCGGUGGCGGUGGAUACAGCGGUGGUGGCGACAGUGGAGGCGGAGGGUACAGUGGAGGUGGAGACAGUGGUGGGGGAGGGUACAGUGGGGGUGGUUACAGCGGGGGUGAUAGCGGUGGUGGAGGAUACAGUGGCGGUGGAGACAGUGGAGGAGGUGGUGGUGGUGGAGGUGGAGGAUGUGGAGGCGGAGGAGGAUGUGGAGGAGGGUCAGGUGGUGGUAAAGGUGUGGACAGGAAAAAGAAGCACGGAGGAGGCAGAGGUGGAAGGAAAUACGGAGGAGCUGGAUUUGGAGGCGGCAUUAGAUACGACUAUGAUUGGUCGCAUGUGACUGGGUCACAUGGUGAUAAUGGUGGUUGGGGUGGAUGUGGUGGAGACGGUGGUGUUAUAGCUCACAGCGGGGAUAGCGGUGUUGGUGGUGGAUACCACUGUGGUGGAGACAGUAGAGGCGGAGGAUAUAGUGGGGAUGGUUACAGCGGAGAUAGUGGUGGCGGAGACAGUGGAGGAGAUGGUGGUGGAGGAGGAUGUGCAGGAUGUGGAGGAGGUGGAGACUGA
This is a messenger RNA of Mercenaria mercenaria, 564 nucleotides long. RefSeq names its product loricrin-like. NCBI's taxonomy places the organism in Eukaryota, Metazoa, Mollusca, Bivalvia, Venerida, Veneridae. Bases 1 to 564 code for a protein of 187 amino acids. The record is from RefSeq and is a predicted model, not a curated record. The transcript is spliced from 2 exons.